This is a messenger RNA of Linum tenue, 1083 nucleotides long. NCBI's taxonomy places the organism in Eukaryota, Viridiplantae, Streptophyta, Magnoliopsida, Malpighiales, Linaceae. The record is from the annotation of a GenBank genome assembly.
AUGGCCCCAAACAAUCCCCAACUUCAUCCUGCUGCCACUUUCAACAAUCACGGGUUUCACAAACCAUCUCGAUACCUUAGGUAUCUCAAUCAUUUCUAUAAUCGCCCGUUAUAUCCAUCCUUUCCUAUUCAGCCUUCUGCCUUCAGAAAAUAUGAUCUGGAUGUUCCGGAUCUUAUUCACAAGCUUGGCUGGGAUUCUCUGUUUGAGAAUCAACAAUUCAGCCAGUGUCCUGAAGGGGUCAGGAUGUUCUACGCAAGUCUAAAAUGUGGCCCUGGCUCCAGUCCCUCUUUUUUCACCACUGUGGUGUAUAACCAUGAAAUCAGAGUCACAGCCUCUCUCUUGGCUGAAACUCUUGAUCUACCUUGUUUCGGAUCUUCUGCUGCCCCCGAUGAUGACUUUCCUUCCAUUGGUUUUGACUACGGGUCAGCCAUUGAAUCUCUCUCCUAUGAUAUUGGGCGAUACUAUCCUUCCAAACUAUCUGCGGGUCGUCUUGCAGAUAAGUUUAAAGUACUUCAUUUUUUCAUCACCCGAAUCCUGCUUCCUCGUAGCAUUUCCUCCGGUGAACUUGUGCACCCUGCCGAUGCCUGGAUCAUGGUGAAUGCUCGUGAUGGGGUCAACCUUAACUUCUCUACACUCAUGUUUGCUCAUAUGAUUAAAUAUGGUGAUGAGAACUAUUCUGGCCCUCUCCCAUUUGGCCCUCAAAUCACUCGCCUGCUAUCUCGAGUUGGCAUUGACCUUCGCGAUAAACGGCUAGUCUGCGAUGUUCGCGAAGAUCUGCAUGCUCAACACAUCCUCUCUCGUGUUGACGCCCAGGUUGGUCGGAGAAAGCCUGUCAUUUGCUCAGGGGGAGAGUCUGCUGAUGAUACUGCUGAUGAUCCUAAGCAACCGGUUCCUGCUCUGGUGGAGGCUUCAUCUGCAGUACUCAACAGACAAAUCACAGCUAUAAAGCGCAAAGAACUAGCUGGCUUAGAAUUUCAUGCUGCUCGGAUCAAGAUGGCAAAGGAGUCUGAGUUAUCCAACACUCAGGAGGAAGAAGCAGGGGGCAUAUCGGACUAUGAGUCGCCACCUGAAUAUGAUUUUUAA